AUGCCGAAGGUUGUUAUACUACUCGCUGCUCUUGUCGCCAGAGGAUUCGCUCAGGCUGAGUUCAAAGGAUCAUUGCCAAUUGAGCAAUGCUCUGCCGUUCCAAAAUGCUUGGGAGAACUGCCUGUAGAGUCUUUUCCUCAGACUCCAGACACUGCAGACACUACUAAACCUCAACCUCUCAUUAUAGGUAGAACACACCCCCCCUUCACAAAGCUGGUUUAAUUAUUCAAGUGCGUACUUAUGAUUGAUUCUAUUCCUAUUCUAGGGGUAAUUGUCGAUCCCACUCGCUUAGCGGAUUCUAGCGAUCCAAGCUGUACUUCUGGGCGCUGCAUCAUUGUGGAUUCCAACGAGGUUUGCGACGGCACCCAGCCAAAUUGUCUACCUUUCGCAAACGUGGGACAACCAACUCUUCCUUGCGACCAGAGCCUCCUUAAAUGCCCUCUAGGUGGUAUUCUACUUGACCCAAGCCUCUCUUGCCAUCUACUUGAUAACAAAUGUCCUCCAGGUGGUGUGUACGUUCCCGUUUUGCCAAGGGACCAAAAAGCACCAAACUGGAUCACUUCUUGCGUUCUCGAUAUGAUCAACUGUGCCAAAGGUUAUAAUCUUACGGGCGUUCCAAAAUGGCCGCCUCCACAAGAGGACCCCAACAAGCCGAUUCCCGGACAUCCCUUCAAUCCUGUAGGUCUUUGCAGUAAAACAACACCUGGAUGUGAUCCGCGGACAGGUCUGGUAGUUCCAUAUGACCCAAACAACAAAUGCAAUGCUCGAUAUCCUGGAUGUCUUGCUGAUGAUAUCCCAUCCGACCUUGUAGAUGCUGGAAACGACCCGGCUUGCCCCAAAGGGUCAGUUUGUAAGAUUAUCAAUGCAGUGCCAUGCUAUCCAAACCAAGCGAGUCUUCCAAUUUCAUGUAUGAAGGUCGAUCCCAUACCCUGCGUCAUUGGAACUCUCGGAUGUAGCUCGGGAACCAAACUAACAGAUCCUGUUCAGCCAUGCGUACCAAAUAGCGUUGGUUGCUCCCAAUAUGGAAUUCGUCUGCCCCCACCACCGAAUACUCAGCCGAACGAUCCAGUCAUUCCUCCAGGAAAUCAAGCUCUCGUUAUUGCCCCCCAGGGUGCGUUUAUACUCCCUGGAAAGUCAGAUGCUGCAAAUUGCUGA
Hymenoscyphus albidus is the source of this 1155-nucleotide messenger RNA. NCBI's taxonomy places the organism in Eukaryota, Fungi, Ascomycota, Leotiomycetes, Helotiales, Helotiaceae. The record is from the annotation of a GenBank genome assembly.